AUGCUCGACGACGACACCGAUUCGUUUGGUCCGAUGAAGUUGACGUUCGACUCGACGCCCCCUCGCAAGCCCAAGUCAAGUCAACCUCCCGGUCUCUUGUCGCACUUCAAAGCGAAAAAGACACCGACUGGAGGGUCUGCUCAAAAAGCUUUGUCUUUCAAGCCGCCGUCUUUCCCGCAAGAGGAAAACCAAGAUGAAACUGACCGACUUCCUCCUUCUACGUUUGCAAGUAGUGUGGCAACAUCGACGCAGAACAACCAGACGCCGUCGUUGCAUUUCAAGAGUCGCCUUCAUCUCGAACAUGACACGACGCCUGCCAAGCCAGCAUCAAGUGCCACAGUUCCGUCAUCACACUUUAAGAAGCCCAAAACGCCACCUGCUCUACCUGCCGACACCUAUCACCGUUCAAUAGACGUGCCUUCAAUUCAGUCUCCCCAGGCGUCCACCGUUCAAGAAGUUGCCAAGUCACACUUCAAGUCCAAGCCACAAAAAGACGUCACCGCAACGCACUCCGAGUUGUCCAACCUCACGCAGCAACGAGAUCUUCUUGCUUCGAUCGAGCAGCCCCCGCCGACAAUUUACAACCCCCCCAAUAACGUCCUGAGAAAGAGCCCUACUAUUCCUAUCCCAGACGACGAACCAGCAGCUGCUACAACUGUCGCUGCCUGCGCUGCCAUCCCUUCAGCGUCGCCGUCUUCGCUCAAUACGCCGACAGUUUCUAGGAAUAUGAAUCAAGACACCCCCACCUUUCCACGGCACCUGCAAGAGUCUCUGCGCCAACACUUGGACGAAGCCAUCUACACCUCCAAAUUUUCUCUGGCCGGAGCUCGCGUCGUAUUUGCCGAUAUUCCGUCGCAUUUGCCCCUUGCGCCGCAGAAAGCAAUCUACUGGCUCGCCAAGGCCAACGUCGAAGAGCAACACAAAGCAUGGACGACUGCCGCAGACACGUACAAAGAGGCCCUGCUUGCCUUGGCUGUGCCACUCGAGCGCUUGAUCGUUGAGGCAGCCUUCAUGGAGUUUCAGAGCCGCCUUCAGAUGACCCAGCAGCCCCCAAUGAAUAUUGUCGUGCCCAACCAGAACUAA
Molecule: messenger RNA, 1083 nt
Organism: Aphanomyces invadans
Lineage: Eukaryota; Oomycota; Saprolegniomycetes; Saprolegniales; Verrucalvaceae
Exons: 4
Coding region: 1-1083 (360 amino acids)
Source: RefSeq, a predicted model, not a curated record